Molecule: messenger RNA, 1042 nt
Organism: Folsomia candida
Lineage: Eukaryota; Metazoa; Arthropoda; Collembola; Entomobryomorpha; Isotomidae
Exons: 4
Coding region: 362-961 (199 amino acids)
Source: RefSeq, a predicted model, not a curated record
UGUACCAUAAAAAUUUUGCGGUUCUUGUUGCAAUGAACUAGAAAACAUGUUUUCCUAAGACAAGGGAGGCUCCCUUUACAAAUUAGUCAUGCUUGCGUAACUGACGAGGUAUGCAGUGAAGAAAAGGAACCCGAUAAAUGAAAAAAAGGUUCCAGAAAAUAGGGCCGACCCUUAUUUUAUGGGUCAAUUGUUUCUAAUGUAUUCAUGUUUUCCAACCAUUUAUUAUAAAACCAAUGUAUGUAUGUAUGUAUGUAACCAAGUAACCCAAACAGUCUGGAAAUCACUCAUUAUCACGUCUUGUAAUAUUCAGCAGUCUUUUUAACACUUGAAGUUCAAGUCUUGAACACAAACUUACAUAAAAAUGUCUCGGAGCAUUUGUCACGAUAAAAUGUCCAGAAAAGGUGUCAUUCUUGUUAUCAUGGUUGUAGUAUCGUGUUUCAGUGAAGUUCAAACAAAACCAGUUAUCUCUCGAUUUAACAAACCAGGGAAAUCCCCAAAGGUUACGAAACCUCCAAAAUCCCAAGGCUACAGGUCAUCAAUGUCUCAUCAGGAUCGUCUGGAGUCUACUUUCCCCAAUGGCUACAUAGGUCCCCCCACCGGAACACCUCCCACAUCCGCAAACAAGCCAAGCACCUCGAAUCCCUUGCUUCACCUCACCGUCCACAUUCCUCCAGCCUCCGUGAGUUAUGGAAAAGAGCUUGAUGUCAAGGCUGGCGGCGCGUUCACCCUGAUAACGCCCAUGGAGAAUUUCCAUUACUCGUCCAGUGGCAACGUCAAUCUGCGAUGUUCUUUGAUCCAGUACCAAAUGCAGAGCAGUUAUUCCCCAACCCUGGCGUGCUUUUAUCUACAUUUUCUGACCCUGAAGAAACAUACCGGGACGAAGGGAGGAAAACAAUCAGAACUAUGUUACAUGAUGGUCAGUAAUGAUGAUCAUGAUAAUGAUAAGUACUUGCCCAAAUAGUUAACAACUCUUGGGUACAAAUUUUUGUACAUAUGUGUGUGUCCCACUUCAAUAAACUCUUCAACCCUCAUUCUGGAUUAA